CGGAGCGGAAGUCGCGUGACCCCGGAAGCGGCGCGGGCGCGGGCGCGGUCGGCGGAGUCGCGCGGCGGAGCGGGGUCUGCGCGCUCGAAGCUCCGGUGUCCCAGGCGCAGCCCGAGCAUGGCCGAGCAGGAGCCCACGGCCGAGCAGCUGGCCCAGAUCGCCGCCGAGAACGAGGAGGACGAGCACUCGGUCAACUACAAGCCGCCGGCGCAGAAGAGCAUCCAGGAGAUCCAGGAGCUGGACAAGGACGACGAGAGCCUGCGCAAGUACAAGGAGGCGCUGCUGGGCCGCGUGGCCGUGUCUGCAGACCCCAGCGUCCCCAAUGUGGUGGUGACCCGCCUGACCCUGGUGUGUGCCAGCGCCCCCGGCCCCCUGGAGCUGGACCUCACAGGUGAGGGGGCGCCCUCUGCUGGUCUUGGGGCCUGGACCCUCUGUUCCUCCCUCCCGCCCAUCCGGCCCUGGCUGGCUGGAGCUGCUGGGGUGGCCCGACCUCAUCCUUGUCCCCAACCCCGACCAGGCGAUCUGGAGAGCUUCAAGAAGCAGUCCUUCGUGCUGAAGGAGGGCGUGGAGUACCGGAUAAAGAUCUCCUUCCGCGUGAACCGCGAGAUCGUGUCGGGCAUGAAGUAUAUCCAGCACACAUACAGGAAGGGCGUCAAGAUCGACAAGACAGACUACAUGGUGGGCAGCUAUGGUCCCCGUGCCGAGGAAUAUGAGUUCCUGACGCCCAUGGAGGAGGCCCCCAAGGGCAUGCUGGCCCGUGGCAGCUACAGCAUCAAGUCGCGCUUCACGGAUGACGACAAGACAGACCACUUGUCCUGGGAGUGGAACCUCAACAUCAAGAAAGAGUGGAAGGACUGAGCCGGCCGGGAGGCGGCGGACGGACAGACCGACGGACCCUCCCUGCCCCCCUCCCUGCCACCCCAGUCCCCACCUGCAGGCCCCCUGCUGCCUUGGUGGUCUUGUGUCUCGUUGCUGCUUCCACCUGUGCUGAAGGGGGCUCCAGGCCCCUCACCGGCCCAGCCCGCCUGAUGUCCCGGCUUUUCUGCGGAUGGGGCCAUUGUUGGGUUUCUGGGGCGCCCGGCUCCCCCUUUCCCCGAGUCCUGUUCCGCCCUGUUCUCUGGGGGUGGCAGUGGGCUGCAGGGCUAGGUGGGGCCCAGUUCUGUCCUCCCGGGCACCGUCAUCGCUGUCAGUGACCGUCGAACCAUGAUGCCUUAACGUGGCGCGGGCCUGGCCACCGCCCGCCCUGUCUGCAUGAGCAUGCCUCCCACCGUCUGCUGCUCGGGGCUUGGGGAAAGCCAAAUUGCCAAAACUCCAGGCCCUCUGAGAGGCCGGGUGUCCUGACACUCCUGCCUGCUCCCCCGGUGCCCAUGUCAAACCCUCGGCCCCCAGAGACCUGGGCGUACCCACCGCGGCCGAGCCUUACCUGUCCUUGGGGCCCGCAGCCAGUGCCUGGCCUGUCAGUAUUUACGUUUCCACUCGUGUCUGGCCCAGCCAGCCUGCCGCCCUCUGCCCCAGGCUUGGCUCCACCACCCCAUCCGGGCAGGCCCCCUCCCCCGCCAGGACCACCGAGGGACCAAGUGUGAACAGCGGAGCCGUCUCCUGUGCCUCCCUCCACUGCCGGCCAGGCCCCGCCUCGCCCACAGCCUGGCCCUGCUUCCCCUUUCUCACCGGGAAAUAAAAGUUCCCCC
Suncus etruscus (white-toothed pygmy shrew) is the source of this 1688-nucleotide messenger RNA. It is a transcript of the gene ARHGDIA, whose product is annotated as Rho GDP dissociation inhibitor alpha. The record is from RefSeq and is a predicted model, not a curated record. Gene Ontology annotation, cellular component: membrane; cytosol; cytoplasm. Lineage: Eukaryota; Metazoa; Chordata; Mammalia; Eulipotyphla; Soricidae. Bases 118 to 858 code for a protein of 246 amino acids. Gene Ontology annotation, biological process: Rho protein signal transduction. Gene Ontology annotation, molecular function: Rho GDP-dissociation inhibitor activity; protein binding. The transcript is spliced from 5 exons.